Messenger RNA from Chilo suppressalis (striped riceborer), 1467 nucleotides. Lineage: Eukaryota; Metazoa; Arthropoda; Insecta; Lepidoptera; Crambidae. The record is from the annotation of a GenBank genome assembly.
GAAGAAUGUCGUCGCGCCGCGCUGUGCUUCGAUACUAAAAUGGCGGAUGUCCCAACUAUAGAAAGAAAAGUAAAGCUAACUAAAAACGGCAAAGUUGUAAAGAAACGAUCACGUAAUCCUGAAGAAUGGCACAAACAAAAACAAAAGCGAUUGAGAAUUGCUGGUUUAGAAUACAUAAAUGCAAAUGGAAAAGUUGUACCACCUAAACAGCCUGGUCCUGAUUGUAAUUGUCGCCGAAGAUGUUUUCAAAAGGUUCCUGAAGAUGUAAGAUUGAAAACUUUUCAAGGAUUUUACUCAAUGAAAUCGCAUGAUGAGCAAAAUGCAUACUUAUUUGGUUUAAUGAGACAAGUGGAUGUGAAAAGAAAAAGAGUGAAAUCUAGUAGUCGAAGAACAUGCACUUUUGAAUAUUUUGUUAGAGUAAAAGGAAGAGAAACUCAAGUAUGCCAAACAGCUUUCAAAAAUAUCCAUGCAAUUACUGAGAGAAAAGUCAGAGUCCUCUGUAAGAAAAUGGAUGAUGGAGUCAUGUUUCCCAGUGACAAUCGAGGAAGGAACAGCCAUCGUCGUUCAGGUGAAGUGCGUCUACCAUCAGGUGUGGUUGAUCAAAUUAAAAAUCACAUUUACUCUAUUGUGCACACCCACCGUCUAAAGGAUUUUAUAAGGCUAGAUAAGAUUGCUGGCUUAGAAAUAAACAUUUCUAAAAUGUGGAAAGAUUAUAUAAAAGCUUAUGAUCCAGAUAAUAUUACAGCAACACUUCCAAAAUCUAAGAGAAAUAUGGAAGUCCCAAUAGUAAACGAACCAAUACCAGCACCACCACCACCACCUCAAGAGCCAUCAUUUGCCCCUAUAGCUUAUCCUGGUAGUGGGCAUCUUGUUAACAUUGCUGAAAAUUAUUUCCAAAACCAGUAUCAAACCACUGCUAUAGCCACCAAUCCUCCAACAAAUUUCUACCAACCACAGAAUGGCAGCCAAACUAUGGGACUUCUCCUGCCUACUAGACCUGCACAACCUGCUUAUAUUGUACUACAAACAAAACAGGAACCUCAACAAAUAACCAUUGAUAAUAAUGCUUAUGAUCAACCUACAGAUGUUAUUACCAAGCCAGAGAAGGAGGUUAAAGUCAAAUUAGAAAAAAGAAGAGGACCUCUGGUGAAGCAGUGGAGGUAUACUAACAUAUUCCAUGAUGAGAUUAAUGGGGCAGCAUUGGCUGCAAUUAAGACAAGGUUGGGUAUGUAUUAUGCUGAAUCUGAUGCAGCUAGAAAAAAAGCUAAGCAACAAGCACGCCCGUCUGAAACAGUCCAAACUCAAACAUCCCCUGAGCAAAUAAGACCUACACACACUUUAACCAUUUAUACUUAAGGGUUGUUGUAGGUACGUGACAUUCAAUUUAUCACCUGAAUCAUUAAAAAAAUAUCUAAACUUUUCCUGGUGUGUAACAAGAAGAUUCCACUAUGGUAUUGGAGAGUGAAA